Anoplophora glabripennis (Asian longhorned beetle) is the source of this 480-nucleotide messenger RNA. RefSeq lists its product as uncharacterized. The coding region runs from base 1 to 480 and encodes 159 amino acids. The transcript is spliced from 2 exons. The record is from RefSeq and is a predicted model, not a curated record. NCBI's taxonomy places the organism in Eukaryota, Metazoa, Arthropoda, Insecta, Coleoptera, Cerambycidae.
AUGGGUUCACCGUUAUCUCCAGUCCUGGCCAAUAUGUAUAUGGAAGCCUUUGAGAAGAAAGCCCUGGAAUCUACAACGUUGAAGCCUAAAUGCUGGAAGCCUACUCACACAGACAGGUAUCUGAAUGCAGAGUCCCACCACCACCCAGCCCAAAAACAGGGGAUCAUAAAUACCUUGAUUCAUCGAGCGCGGAUCAUCAGCGAGCCAAGACACUUGGCCGAAGAACUAGAACACCUACGCACGGCCUUGAUAGUGAAUGGCUGCACGGAGAGAAAUAUAGAACGAGCUAACAGGAGGAGACAUACACCCAUUGAGAAACAGGAGUACUUAGCGACGACGUAUCUACCUUACGUGAAAGGUUGUACAGAUAAAAUCGGGCGUCUUUUGAAGAAGAGGAAUAUUAACACAGUAUUCAGAACUGUAAGGAAAAUGGCGGCAGUGUGUACAGUAUUCCUUGCUCUUGCGGAAAGGUCUACAUAG